GGCGCGAGCUCCAUCAGGCGGCUGAGGCUACUGGUGCGGCAGGCGGGGGUUGCUUUUCCUUCGUCCGGCUGUGGUGGCGGGAGGUGUAGGAACGCGUCGUGCAUAAAGCGUUCCCGGGGUGCGAACGGCAUCAACCCCGUGCAUCCUUCCCUCUCCAUCACUCAGAGAGGCUGCAAAGGAAGAGGAACUGCUGUCUUCACCUCUCUCGGAAUCCAGAAGUACCCCCUUUUUAUUUUCUUCUCUCCCUUCUGUCGGCGCCCCCCUCCCCCGGCUUCUUUCUUCCCUAUGCAUCGUUCUUGGAACCUUUGAUGCCCACUGCGAUUACCUUGGCUUGUUUUUAACCUAGUGCAGAAGAAGCGGACUGCUGCUGAUCGUCUCCCCCAUCCCCAUUCCCCCCCCCGCAUGCAAUUUUUCUUUCUCGCUUAGAAGGGCUGAACCCCCCUCCUCUCCCCUCCCCAGCCUUUGCCGCUGCUGGGUUUUCUCAUCUCCUGGGCUGGGAGGGAGGGAGGAGGAGGGAGAGGGGCUUUUCCUUGCCGUCGCCCCCCUCCCGCUUCUGCUUCAGUGGAUGGUGAAAGAAUUGAAGACCCUUGGAAGGAGAGACUGAAGAAGAGCAGCAACGAAGAAGAAAUAGCAGCUGCAACUGUGCGUCUUUCGUGGACUAUCUGGCAACCUGGUUUUAUUUUUUGAAAUAUUUUUGCACAAACAUGCUGCCCCACAGAGUAGAAGUGGGGCUGUUGCUGCUUUCACUAGGAAUUUUGCACAUGCUAAUAGGGAUCGCCCCUGUUUUUACUCUUGAAGUAGAAGACGCAAUCAAAGUGAAACCUCCCAAUUCCCCGCGUGCGGAGUGGGUGCUGCAGCCUAGACCUACACCGCCCAAAGGGAGAGACCCGAAUGCUUGGAACCGGCUGAAGGACCAGUCUUUUGCACCGAAGACAUGUAGCCCCAAACAAUUUGCCUGUAAAGAUCAGAUCACAUGUAUAUCCAAGGGCUGGAGAUGUGAUGGAGAGAAGGACUGUCCAGAUGGCUCUGACGAGUCACCAGAUAUAUGUCCACAUAACAAGGUGUCAAGGUGCCAUCCAAAUGAGUACAACUGCCUGGGUACUGAUCUUUGCAUUCCCAUGACCAAGCUUUGCAAUGGCGAACGUGAUUGUGUUGAUGGUUCAGACGAAGGCCCACACUGUAGAGAGCUUCUGGCAAAUUGUUCAAGUAUGGGCUGCCAACACCAUUGUGCCCCAACUCUGAAUGGACCAGUAUGCUAUUGUGACAGUUCCUCCCAAGUAGCUGAAGAUGGGAAAAGUUGCAAAGAUUUUGAUGAGUGUUCUAUUUACGGUACCUGUAGCCAAACCUGCACUAACCAUGAUGGUUCCUACACAUGCAGUUGCGUAGAAGGGUAUCUGCUCCAGCCUGAUCACAAAUCUUGCAAAGCCAAGAACGAACCAGUAGAACGACCACCCAUCCUGCUCAUUGCCAAUUCCCAGAACAUCAUGGCUACCUACCUGAAUGGCGGACCUGUCUCUAACAUCAGCCCCACCAGCACCAAACAAACUACUGCUAUGGAUUUCAACUACAUAGAAGACAAGGUCUGCUGGGUCCAUGUUGGCGACAGCUCCCCCCAGACCGUUCUCAAAUGUGCCAAAAUCCCUAAUCUCAAAGGGUUCGUUGAGGAAUGGACUAUCAACAUCUCUCUCAACUUGCAUCAUGUGGAGCAAAUGGCUAUUGAUUGGCUUACUGGCAACUUCUACUUUGUGGAUGACAUUGAUGACCGGAUAUUUGUCUGCAACAAGAGUGGGGUCACCUGUGUUACACUGCUUGACUUGGAGCUGUACAAUCCUAAAGGCAUUGCGCUGGAUCCAACAAUGGGGAAGCUUUUCUUCACUGAUUAUGGACAGAUACCAAAGGUGGAACGCUGUGAUAUGGAUGGGCAGAACCGUACAAAACUGGUGGACACCAAAAUUGUCUUCCCCCAUGGUAUCACCUUGGACUUGGUCAAUCGGCUUGUUUAUUGGGCUGAUGCUUACCUUGACUACAUUGAAGUUGUGGACUAUGAAGGAAAAAAUCGACAUACAAUUAUCCAGGGCAUUUUGAUAGAGCAUCUCUACGGAUUGACUGUCUUUGAGAACUACCUGUAUGCCACCAAUUCUGAUAACGCCAAUACUCAGCAGAAAACUAGCGUCAUCCGGGUCAAUCGUUUCAACAGUAGCGACUUCCAAGUGGUAACACGGGUGGACAAAGGUGGAGCUCUACAUGUCUAUCACCAGCGACGGCAACCCAAAGUGAGGAGUCACGCCUGUGAAGUGGACCAGUUUGGAAAACCAGGCGGCUGUUCUGACAUCUGUCUCCUUGGGAACAGUCACAAGACGCGGACAUGCCGCUGCCGGUCAGGAUUCAGCCUCGGCAGUGAUGGGAAGUCCUGCAAAAAGCCAGAGCACGAGCUUUUCCUGGUCUAUGGCAAAGGUCGGCCAGGCAUCAUUCGAGGGAUGGACAUGGGAGCCAAAGUGCCUGAUGAACACAUGAUCCCCAUUGAAAACUUGAUGAACCCCAGAGCCCUUGAUUUCCACGCAGAGACCAGCUUCAUUUACUUCGCUGACACUACCAGCUACCUGAUUGGCCGACAGAAAAUUGAUGGAACAGAUCGGGAAACAAUUCUGAAAGACGGCAUUCAUAACGUAGAAGGCAUUGCUGUGGACUGGAUGGGGAACAAUCUCUACUGGACUGAUGACGGACCCAAGAAAACCAUCAGUGUUGCCCGGCUAGAAAAAGCUGCCCAGACCAGGAAGACACUCAUUGAAGAAAGGAUGAUUCACCCACGAGCCAUUGUGGUGGAUCCCUUGAAUGGAUGGAUGUAUUGGACAGAUUGGGAAGAAGAUCCAAAGGACAGUAAAAGAGGAAAGAUAGAAAAGGCUUGGAUGGAUGGCACCAAUCGCAGUGUAUUCAUCACUUCCAAGACCGUGCUGUGGCCUAAUGGGCUGAGCCUGGACAUCCCCUCUAAGAUGUUGUACUGGGUUGAUGCCUACUAUGAUCGGAUUGAGAUGAUCAUGCUGGAUGGCACAGAACGCAAGAUGGUUUAUGAUGGAAGCGAGUUGAGUCAUGCCUUUGGGUUGUGCCACUAUGACCAUUUCCUCUUCUGGACAGAGUACCGAAGUGGUAGCAUCUUUCGUUUGGACCAGAAUACCAAGGCUGUUACACUGUUGCGCAACGAGCGCCCACCGCUCUUUGAGAUUCGCAUGUAUGAUGCUCAGCAACAGCAAGUUGGCUCUAACAGUUGCCGAGUGAACAAUGGAGGCUGCAGCAGUCUUUGCUUGGCUAUCCCAAGUGGCAGACGUUGUGCCUGUGCAGAAGACCAGAUUUUGGGACCAGAUUCUGUCACUUGUCAAGCCAAUCCAUCUUACGUUCCACCUCCACAAUGCCAGCCUGGGGAAUUUGCUUGCAAGAAUAGUCGAUGUAUACAGGAGCGAUGGAAAUGUGAUGGGGACAAUGACUGCCUGGACAACAGUGAUGAGGCACCUGAACUCUGCCAUCAGCACACAUGCCCUUCAGACCGCUUCAAAUGUGAGAAUAAUCGUUGCAUCCCCAACCGCUGGCUAUGUGAUGGGGAUAAUGAUUGCGGCAACAAUGAAGAUGAAUCUAAUUCCACAUGCUCUGCUCGUACGUGUCCCACCAACCAGUUCUCCUGUGCCAGUGGCCGUUGCAUCCCUAACUCUUGGACCUGUGACUUGGAUGAUGAUUGUGGGGAUCGCUCUGAUGAAUCAGCAUCAUGUGCCUACCCGACUUGUUUCCCUCUGACCCAGUUUACUUGCCACAAUGGCCGCUGCAUCAAUAUCAAUUGGAGAUGUGACAAUGACAACGACUGCGGGGACAACAGUGAUGAAGCUGGCUGCAGCCAUUCCUGCUCCAGCAACCAGUUCAAAUGCAACAGCGGGCGCUGCAUUCCUGUCCAUUGGACCUGCGAUGGGGACAAUGACUGCGGAGACUACAGCGAUGAGACUCAUGCCAACUGCACCAAUCUGGCAACCCGCCCACCUGGAGGCUGCCAUAUAGAUGAGUUCCAAUGCCGACUGGACGCACUCUGCAUUCCCAUGCGCUGGCACUGUGAUGGUGACACUGACUGUAUGGACUCUAGUGAUGAGAAGAACUGUGAGGGUGUCACUCAUGUCUGUGAUCCAAAUGUGAAGUUUGGCUGCAAGGAUUCUGCACGGUGUAUCAGCAAAGCUUGGGUAUGCGAUGGAGACAAUGAUUGUGAGGACAAUUCUGAUGAAGAGAAUUGUGAGGCUUUGGUGUGCAAACCACCCUCCCACACAUGUGCCAAUACAACAUCUAUCUGCCUCCCCCCUGAGAAGCUGUGUGAUGGAAAUGAUGACUGCGGGGACGGUUCUGAUGAAGGGCAACUGUGUGAUCUUUGCUCUUUGGGCAACGGGGGCUGCAGCCACGACUGUGCGGUAGCACCAGGAGAGGGCAUUGCCUGCUCAUGCCCUCUAGGAAUGGAGCUUGGUGCUGAUAACAAGACCUGCCAGAUCCAAAGCUACUGUGCCAAGCAUCUCAAGUGCAGUCAAAAGUGUGAGCAGUUCAAGUACAACGUGAAGUGCUCUUGCUAUGAAGGAUGGAUGCUGGAGUCUGAUGGUGAGAGCUGUCGCAGUUUGGACCCGUUUAAACCUUUCAUCAUCUUCUCCAAUCGCCAUGAGAUCCGGCGUAUUGACUUACACAAGGGAGAUUAUAGCGUCUUAGUGCCUGGCUUGAGGAACACCAUUGCCUUGGACUUUCAUCUGAAUCAGAGCUCCCUCUAUUGGACUGACGUGGUAGAAGACAAGAUAUACCGAGGGAAAUUGCAUGAGAAUGGAGCCCUAACUAGCUUUGAGGUGGUGAUACAAUAUGGGCUAGCUACUCCUGAAGGACUUGCUGUGGACUGGAUUGCUGGCAACAUCUACUGGGUGGAGAGCAACCUGGACCAAAUUGAAGUGGCUAAGCUAGACGGGACAAUGAGGAGCACCUUAUUGGCUGGGGAUAUCGAGCAUCCUCGUGCUAUUGCCCUAGACCCACGAUGCGGGAUUCUCUUCUGGACAGACUGGGAUGCCAGCCUUCCUCGCAUUGAGGCAGCUUCUAUGAGCGGCCAGGGCCGACGUGUCAUUCACAAGGAAACAGGGUCAGGCGGCUGGCCAAAUGGGCUCACAGUGGACUACCUGGAAAAGCGUAUCCUGUGGAUUGAUGCCAGAUCGGACGCAAUCUACUCUGCCCUCUAUGAUGGCACAGGCCACAUUGAGGUGCUUCGAGGCCAUGAGUAUCUGUCACAUCCCUUUGCUGUCACCUUGUACGGUGGUGAAGUGUAUUGGACCGACUGGCGCACAAAUACCUUGGCCAAGGCUAACAAGUGGACAGGCCACAAUGUCACGGUCGUGCAGCGAACCAACACACAGCCCUUUGAUUUGCAGGUCUAUCACCCCUCUCGCCAGCCUGUAGCUCCCAAUCCUUGUGAGGCCAAUGGAGGAAAAGGCCAUUGUUCCCACCUCUGUCUCAUCAACUACAAUGGGACUUACUCCUGUGCUUGCCCCCACCUGAUGAAGCUGGAUAAGGACAAUGCCACUUGCUAUGAAUUUAAGAAGUUCUUGCUUUAUGCACGCCAGAUGGAGAUCCGAGGUGUGGACAUAGACAACCCAUAUUACAAUUACAUUAACUCCUUCACUGUGCCUGACAUUGACAAUGUCACUGUGGUUGACUAUGAUGCUCUGGAACAACGUAUCUACUGGUCAGAUGUCCGCACACAAACCAUCAAGCGGGCGUUCAUCAAUGGAACAGGCGUUGAAACAGUUGUUUCUGCAGAUUUACCCAACGCCCAUGGCUUGUCUGUGGACUGGGUCUCAAGGAACCUUUUCUGGACCAGCUAUGAUGCCAACAAGAAACAGAUUAAUGUUGCCCGACUAGAUGGCUCCUUUAAGAAUGCUGUGAUUCAGGGACUGGACAAACCUCAUUGUUUGGUGGUUCAUCCUCUCAAAGGGAAACUCUACUGGACAGAUGGAGACAGCAUCAAUGUCGCCAACAUGGAUGGAAGCAACCGUAGUCUUCUCUUCACAAACCAAAAAGGGCCUGUUGGGCUCUCCAUUGACUACAAAGAAAACAAGCUCUACUGGAUAAGCUCUGGCAAUGGCACCAUCAAUAGAUGCAAUUUCGAUGGCAGCGAUUUGGAGGUGUUGGAGACUAUGAAGAACCAACUGCGCAAAGCCACAGCAUUGGCUAUAAUGGGUGAUAAGUUGUGGUGGGCUGACCAGGCCUCUGAAAAAAUGGGCACCUGCAACAAGAAAGAUGGAUCGGACGCAGUCGUAUUACGCAACAGCACCACUCUUGUAAUGCACAUGAAAAUCUAUGAUGAGAUCAUCCAGCAACAGGGUAUCAACCCUUGCAGUGUGAACAAUGGUGAAUGCUCACAACUCUGCCUUCCUACAUCAGACACUACUCGUUCCUGCAUGUGUACAGCUGGCUACAGCCUGAAGAGCGGGCAGCAAUCCUGUGAAGGUGUCGGCUCCUUCCUCCUCUACUCAGUACAUGAAGGUAUCCGUGGCAUCCCAUUAGAUCCCAAUGACAAGUCUGAUGCACUGGUGCCAGUCUCUGGGACUUCGCUGGCUGUUGGCAUUGAUUUCCAUGCUGAUAAUGACACUAUCUAUUGGGUGGACAUGGGUAUGAGCACAAUCAGUCGAGCCAAACGGGACCAGACCUGGAGAGAGGAUGUCGUGACCAAUGGCAUUGGCCGAGUGGAAGGGAUUGCUGUGGACUGGAUUGCAGGAAACAUUUAUUGGACAGACCAGGGCUUUGAUGUCAUUGAAGUCGCCAGGCUCAACGGUUCAUUCCGCUAUGUAGUGAUUUCACAGGGAUUGGAUAAGCCACGUGCCAUUACAGUACACCCAGAGAAAGGAUACCUUUUUUGGACAGAGUGGGGCCAGUACCCUCGUAUUGAACGUUCUCGGCUGGAUGGAACAGAGCGUGUGGUCCUCAUCAACAGCAGCAUCAGCUGGCCCAAUGGGAUUUCUGUCGAUUAUGAAGAUGGGAAACUUUACUGGUGUGAUGCUCGGACAGAUAAGAUUGAACGCAUAGACCUAGAGACUGGCGAUAAGAGGGAGGUUGUCCUAUCCAGUAACAACAUGGAUAUGUUCUCGGUAUCUGUCUUUGAGGAUUAUGUCUACUGGAGUGACAGGACUCACGCAAAUGGUUCCAUUAAAAGGGGCAGCAAGGACAACGCAACAGAAAUUGUGUCUCUACGCACAGGAAUAGGAGUACAGCUGAAGGACAUCAAGGUGUUCAACAGAGACAGGCAAAAGGGUACCAAUGUGUGCGCGCAGAAUAAUGGUGACUGUCAGCAAUUGUGUCUGUAUCGAGGAGCAGGUCAGCGGACAUGUGCCUGUGCCCAUGGAAUGCUCGCUGAGGACGGCGUAAGCUGCCGUGACUACGAUGGGUACCUGCUCUAUUCAGAACGGACCAUUCUCAAAAGUAUCCACUUAUCCGAUGAGAACAAUCUCAACGCACCCAUUAAGCCAUUUGAAGACAGUGAGCACAUGAAAAACGUCAUCGCCUUGGCCUUUGAUUACCGCCACGGCAGCAAGGGCAGCAACCGCAUAUUCUACAGUGACAUUCAUUUUGGCAAUAUCCAGCAAAUCAAUGAUGAUGGAACUGGGCGAAGAACUCUAGUUGAAAACCAUCAUGAGAUUCAGGUUUUGGGGGUAAAGGAGGAACAGGAAAAGCCAGGAAAACAGCAGGUCAGGGAAAAUUUGGGAGUUCAGCCAGUGGGAUAUGCAUCUUUGGGAUACCAGCAAUGGUGUAGUUUAGGGGAAGGAAAGAAAGGGCUAAAAAGAACAGUUCCUCCUAAAGCUAUUAAUACGUGCAUCUCUCAACAGAUAUUUACUUUAGGGCUGUGUACUAAGGUAAAUCCAGGUUUUAUGACCAUGACUAAGAUUCCAGUGGAAGGCGGGGUCGGGGAGAGGGGAACGAGCCUUUUUGUCUGG
Molecule: messenger RNA, 7982 nt
Organism: Crotalus tigris (Tiger rattlesnake)
Lineage: Eukaryota; Metazoa; Chordata; Lepidosauria; Squamata; Viperidae
Product: low-density lipoprotein receptor-related protein 1-like
Exons: 45
Molecular function (GO): calcium ion binding; protein binding
Source: RefSeq, a predicted model, not a curated record